AUGAAGCUGGCCGUGUUCAGUGCCAAAUCCUACGAUCGCACCUAUCUCGAGGAGGUGCGCAUUCGGCGUUUCCCCCACUUCAAGAUCGAGUACCACUCCUUCUCUUUGACCGACGAAACGGUGCAGCUAGCUCACGGCUGUGAUGCGAUUUGUGUUUUUGUCAAUGAUAAAUUAAACGGGAAUGUGCUGAACGCCCUGUUCGCCGGUGGCGUGCGAGCAAUCCUUUUGAGAUGUGCGGGAUUUAACCAUGUCGACCUUGCUACCGCCGAGAAAUUGGGACUAUUCGUCGCCAAUGUGCCUGCAUACUCACCGGAAGCUGUUGCUGAAUUUGCAGUCGCCCUGGUUCAGACGCUGAAUCGCAAGACCCACCGAGCCUAUAAUCGAGUGCGCGAGGGGAAUUUCAACAUCGAAGGCCUCCUGGGUACAACCCUGUAUGGCAAGACCGUCGGUAUCGUUGGAGUGGGUCGCAUUGGUCUCGCGACGGCACGAAUAUUUCAAGGCUUUGGCUGUCAGCUGCUCGCCUACGAUCCUUUCGCGGACGAAGAAUUUCUUCAGUACGGAGCACUUGUUGACCUGGGCACACUGUUGAGGGGAAGCGAUAUCGUCAGUCUUCAUUGUCCAUUGACCCACGAUACUCGGAAUCUCAUAAAUGAGACCUCGCUGGAGCAGAUGAAACCUGGAGCCUUGUUGGUCAAUACGUCGAGAGGUGGACUUGUUGAUACCACGGCAGUCACGCACGCUCUGAAAAAGGGUAUCUUAGGCGGAGUUGCAUUGGAUGUGUACGAGGCCGAGAGCGAAUUGUUCUACAAUGAUCAUUCCGGCGAGAUCAUUGAUGAUGAUGUCCUGAUGCGCCUGAUGACCUUCCCCAACGUUCUGAUCUGUGGGCACCAGGCAUUCUUCACUCGUGAGGCACUCAAUGAGAUUGCCGAUAUCACCUGGUCAAACCUUUCUGCGUUUGUGGAAGGUCGGUCAUGCGCCAACUCACUUGUCACCGAGGGCCAUGUUCUCGUGCGGGCAGACACGGCCCCAGUGCGAUUAUAG
Messenger RNA from Penicillium odoratum, 1041 nucleotides. RefSeq names its product 2-hydroxyacid dehydrogenase. The transcript has a single exon. NCBI's taxonomy places the organism in Eukaryota, Fungi, Ascomycota, Eurotiomycetes, Eurotiales, Aspergillaceae. The record is from RefSeq and is a predicted model, not a curated record. Gene Ontology annotation, molecular function: NAD binding; D-lactate dehydrogenase (NAD+) activity. Bases 1 to 1041 code for a protein of 346 amino acids.